Messenger RNA from Klebsormidium nitens, 1842 nucleotides. The record is from the annotation of a GenBank genome assembly. Lineage: Eukaryota; Viridiplantae; Streptophyta; Klebsormidiophyceae; Klebsormidiales; Klebsormidiaceae.
CAUCGUUCAGCUCCUUCAGCUCCUUCAGCUCCUUCAGCUUCUUGCUACAGAGCGACGGUUUACGGAGCCCUUGUUUUUCUCUUGCCUCCACGCCUCCUGGGUGUCACCUACAGAUUCCCAAUUCCCUGCAUGUUACGCAGAGCCCUUCUCGCAAAUCAAGCGGAGCUGUCCAGCUGUUUACAAUGGUGGACGCGGCAAUGAUCGCCCUCCUGUGGACGCAGCGUGGCCAGAACAAGCAAAAGUUGUAAGGGGCGACAAUCUGAUACUGAGCUAUUCUCCACAGCUUGGCAAGCCCUGCAGACGCGAGGAAGUUGAGCAAGUCGCUGUCAAAUGAAAGACCGAAUUUUCAAUAUAGAUAAUUCCUGCGGUCCUCCGAGUUUGUUUGACAUUCUGGUUGUACAAAAUGUCGCCAGAUCAUGGCAACGGCAAUGGGUAUUCGGCCUCAGGGUAUACAGAGCUGGUUCACAUCGCCUGCAAUGGCCACAAGCACGAUAGAACCUCUGGAGAAGGGACCUGAGAGCACAACCGAUUGUCUCCUUUGUACAGUACAGUAACUAACAGGGACUUCCUGAUAACAGUUACAUAGACGGGCAAUCCUCAAGUACGAACUGUUUGAGCGGGACAGUUUUGUCAAAGAGAGUCCCAACCGCAAAGAAUCGAGUUUGUACAAAUAGAAGACAUUGUACUCAUUAACAUGGGUCACAGGCUGCUGUAUAUCUUUUUGGUAGCGAUAGUGCUGGCCACUGCAAUUCCGGCCAGGGCAGUGGAGGGGAGAGUGGAUGGGCGGCUCUGUCCUUUUGAAUUGGGCUUUGCCCCGUGCAACAAUGCGAGCCGCCUCGUGUGCUGCCUGGGAUCAUGCGGUUCCCAGAACUGCUUUGAGGUUGACCAGCCUGACGCCAUGAAAGCAAAGUCGCUGCGCAACACGGGUGUCACCAUCUUCAAUCUCAUAAAAGCCUUCAGCCAAGGCGACUGGGAGGCGGUAACCUCGCUGAUGGCCGAAGGAGCCACGAGUAGCGGGCCAGGGUUUGAGGGGGGCUUGUCAGCUAAGAGCCCCCGAGCGCUGCAGUUGCAGCAGGCAGCGUUCACAUAUCAACCUGGCCAAGACUUGAGCUCGUCAUUUCAAGUGCUGCAGUAUGACCUUCUGGGGGGCAGCCCCCUCAAGAGCAGAGUGGUCGCGAGGCAUCACACCAAGGCUUUUCAGUUUGAGGUGGAUGGAACGUUUGAGUUAACCGAUGUGGAGCCCGGGAAGAGGAAGUGGUUGAUCAGGGAAGCUCAUUUGAAGAACUUCCGGCCUUCCGGUUUUUGAGCCCAUGGCGGGGCAUCAGUUUUGUAUGGUAGCUUUUUAGAACAUUCUUGCGUGAACCUAGUGAGCAUUCUUGGUUCAUCCUUGUAAUAAGGAGGUUCCUGAGCAGACCGCCUUGCGAGUCUUGAGGACUUGAGAUUGCUGCGGCCAUCUAGAAGGUUUGUAAGAAGUUUUGGUUUAAAACCGCUUUAGAUCUAUUGGUCUAGUGAGUGAGUGUAAAACAUAUGAGUUGCGUUGAUGGAGUUUUGUUGGCCAGAGAGUUGAGGGGCUCGUGCCCUUUCCGGACCAAAGUGAGUGUAGCCGAAGUCUUCAAGUGUUAGUCUGAAUAGUCGAGGCGAAGGUUGGAAGAAGAUCAGUUGCACAUUUUUGAGGCCCGUGCAAGUCUCUAGAGUAGUGAGAACGUUGUGGGAUCCUUUCGUACCGAGUCUAAUCUUUCAAUGUGACCAUCGCUUUGAUGGCGCUUAGCAUUGUGACAACUCAAAGGCAGUACCCCCCAUGUGCUGAUCAUUGGCAAGUGCUUACCAGCUCAUGCACUGAAG